Molecule: messenger RNA, 1224 nt
Organism: Mollisia scopiformis
Lineage: Eukaryota; Fungi; Ascomycota; Leotiomycetes; Helotiales; Mollisiaceae
Exons: 3
Coding region: 1-1224 (407 amino acids)
Biological process (GO): regulation of DNA-templated transcription
Molecular function (GO): DNA binding
Source: RefSeq, a predicted model, not a curated record
AUGUCGACGCUUACCUUGAGGGCACCAUCCAUGCUUCCGUCCCCUAGAGACAUUGGCAGCAUGUCCUGGUCUGAUAGACGUCCUUUGGACUUUCCUUCGAGACCAAGGUCCCAGACUGAUCGUGAAGAACUCCCUUCAAUACGACAGAUCAUUCCAGACUUUCAUCAGACUCGACCAGGACGAACAGAAGCUGAACACAGCACUGAUUCUUAUUCGCCGACAUCUGGUGGUGUGAGAAAGAUCCCUUUAGAAUAUGAGCAAUCGCCGUCGUUGAACAAGCGGAGGAGAUUAUCCGUUGAGGACGAAUUCGAAGAAUCGAGAGAUCGAGCCAUCCCACGACUUUACAGAAGUCCAUCGAGAGUGACGGCAAGACCUGUGAAUGCUUCCAUCUCACCCACAUCCGCAGCUCGACCAGCGCCUGGCUAUCCUUCAGACACACGAUCCGAUUCCAACAGAAGUAGUCCAUAUUCUGCAGCCUCAACCACCUUCCAAACCUUCGACGCCCCCCGAACGCAAUGGAGGACACUGCCCAGAAUUCCAGCCUUGGCUGUGGAGACAGUCAGUCCACAUAGCAGAAGUAACUUUGGUGAAUAUUCACUCGAUUCUUCUAGAUCUGGCGCACAGACUUACCCGCAACUUGCAACUUCGGCUUUCAACGCUCCAACGCCCAUGUCCACCUACCCGCAGCCAUCUUUCUCCUACGGAUACCAGCAACCGCGCGGACAGUCCUACUCAGGACCAUCUGGCUACUCACUUUCACAAGAACGAACGCCCUUCUCGGUUGGGCUCCCUGCUGCAUAUCCCGGAGCCGGUUACGCGUAUAGUGGCCUUGAUGUCGGGGAUGGGAAUGAUAGCAAGCAAAAGAAACGGAGAGGCAAUCUACCGAAAGAGACAACGGAUAAAUUGAGAGCGUGGUUUAUCAAUCAUCUGCAACAUCCUUAUCCCACGGAAGACGAGAAGCAGGAGUUGAUGCGGCAGACGAAUUUGCAGAUGAAUCAAAUAUCAAAUUGGUUCAUCAAUGCACGCAGACGCCAACUCCCGGCUAUGAUCAACAGCGCGAGAGCAGAGACAGACGCACGGUCAGCGAGAGGAGGCCAAGGGGAAAGCACGAGUGAUUUUGGGGAUGAGAGGGAGAAGAGGGGGGUCAGUAGCGACGGAGAUGCAAGUGGGUAUGACGAUGAAUUCGAGCUGAGGUCGAGGAGGGCGAAGAGAGAUAGUAUAUGA